Cucurbita moschata (crookneck pumpkin) is the source of this 1802-nucleotide messenger RNA. RefSeq names its product aspartic proteinase-like. The coding region runs from base 113 to 1645 and encodes 510 amino acids. Gene Ontology annotation, biological process: lipid metabolic process; proteolysis. The record is from RefSeq and is a predicted model, not a curated record. The transcript has 14 exons. Lineage: Eukaryota; Viridiplantae; Streptophyta; Magnoliopsida; Cucurbitales; Cucurbitaceae. Gene Ontology annotation, molecular function: aspartic-type endopeptidase activity.
UUCUAAGGGAUGGAUGGACUGAAGUGACAGCUCUUCUAUUUAAGCUCCUCUCGCUUCCUACUUUACCUUCAACCCUUUCUCCUUAACUCUCUUCCAGAAAUCUUUGGUUACAAUGGGAAACAGCCUUAAGCCCCUCUUGGUUUCCCUGUUGGUUUUGAUAUUAUAUUCCUCUACUGCGUCCUCUGCUUCUAAUGAAGGGUUGAUGAGGAUUGGACUGAAAAAGAUCAAAGUUAAUAAGAACAUUCUGCUGAAAGCAUUGGUUGAGUCAAAGAAAGUAAAAUUUUUAGGAUCAAAACAUGAUCAAUGGGUUAAUGAUGUUGGAGAAUCUAAGAACUCUGAUAUCGUAGCAUUAAAGAAUUACAUGGAUGCUCAAUACUAUGGGGAGAUUGGCAUUGGCACUCCACCUCAAAAGUUCACUGUAAUUUUUGAUACUGGAAGCUCAAAUUUGUGGGUGCCAUCUUCCAAAUGUGUUUUCUCGAUUGCUUGCUUUUUCCAUGCUAGGUAUCAAUCAGGGCGGUCGAGUACAUACAGAAGAAAUGGAACAUCUGCUGCUAUUCAGUAUGGUUCAGGAGCUAUUUCUGGCUUCUUUAGUUAUGACAACGUUCAAGUCGGCGAUGUUGUUGUUCGUGAUCAGCAAUUCAUUGAGACAACAAGCAUGUCUAGUAUGACAUUCAUUGCUGCCAAAUUUGAUGGUAUACUGGGACUUGGAUUUCAAGAGAUCUCGACUGGUGACGCUGUUCCAGUAUGGUAUAACAUGGUUAACCAAAAAUUGGUGAAGGAGCCAGUUUUCUCGUUUUGGCUCAAUCGCAACGCGGAGGAGGAAGAAGGAGGUGAACUUGUGUUUGGAGGGGUUGAUCCUAAGCACUUUAAAGGCCAACAUACAUACGUGCCUGUGACAACCAAAGGGUAUUGGCAGUUCAACAUUGGCGAUAUUCUUAUUGGUGGUAAACCAACUGAAUAUUGUGCUAGUGGUUGCUCGGCGAUUGCAGAUUCUGGAACUUCUUUGUUGGCUGGCCCAUCUACUAUAGUGACAUUAAUUAAUAGAGCCAUUGGAGCAGCUGGAAUUGGUCGUCCAGAGUGCAAGGCAGUUGUUUCACAACAUGGGAAGUCUAUUAUGGAUUUGCUUUUAGCCAAGGUACAACCAGAGAAGAUAUGUUCCAAAAUUGGGGUGUGUACCUUUGAUGGAACCCAUGGUGUUAGUAUGAAAAUUGAGAGUAUGGUGAAUGAGAAAGGUAGAUCAUCUGGUGGGUUCUCAGAUGCCAUGUGCUCAGCUUGUGAGAUGGCGGUUUCCUGGAUGAACGAUGAGCUGAAGCAGAACAAAACUCAAGAACAUGUCAUUGAUUAUGUGAAUAAGCUAUGCGAUCGUGAUUUGAACCAAGGAGAAACGUUGGUCGACUGUGGACGGAUCUCUCAAAUGCCGACCGUGUCGUUCACCAUUGGGGACAAAGUUUUUGAGCUUAACGCAGAAGAUUAUAUUCUCAAGGUGGGUGAGGGAUCUGCAGCUCAAUGCAUCAGUGGAUUCAUACCUUUGGACAUUCCUCCACCUCGUGGACCCCUCUGGAUCCUCGGAGACGUUUUCAUGGGACGCUAUCACACAGUCUUUGAUUUUGGCAAAUUGAGAGUCGGAUUUGCCGAGGCUGCUUGAAGAAUAUGUAUACAUAAUGAAGUUCAUAACUAAGCAAGUAAGAAAGAAAGAGCACCAGUAUAUGUUAUUUCUUUAAUGUCUGUAAUUAGUGGAACUUCAUAUAAUAAUAACACCAAUUAGUGAGGUUGGGUUAUUUAAACACAAAGGCCUUCAAUUA